Argiope bruennichi is the source of this 2351-nucleotide messenger RNA. Its product is annotated as kelch-like ECH-associated protein 1A. NCBI's taxonomy places the organism in Eukaryota, Metazoa, Arthropoda, Arachnida, Araneae, Araneidae. Gene Ontology annotation, cellular component: cytosol; P-body. The transcript is spliced from 5 exons. The record is from RefSeq and is a predicted model, not a curated record. Gene Ontology annotation, molecular function: protein binding. Gene Ontology annotation, biological process: neurogenesis. The coding region runs from base 122 to 1447 and encodes 441 amino acids.
AAAAUAUCUAGAACUUCAGAAACUGUGUUUCUCAUUGGAUUUCUGAAGUUUCCAAACUGAAUGUUGCAUUUUCUUCUUCAUAAAAUACUCUCUUCUUUUACGUUAACAUUGAAAAAAUUAGAUGUAUGAGGCACGCAAUUUCUAUGGUAAUGCCGCCGGCACUCGCCUCUUCUUCAAUGAAAGGGACAGUGACGUAUCCAUCAGAGUGGAAUGGGAGGGCCAGAAGUGGCAAUUUCCUGGGCACAAACUUGUGCUCUGUACCAUGAGCGACGUCUUCCGCACCAUGCUUGAGACGGAUAUGCUAGAGAAGAGCAGCAACAUUAUCACCAUCAAAGAUUCCUGCCCUUAUGCCGUCAAGCAAUUUCUCAAGUAUCUGUACAUGGGGACUGUGGAUUUUACCAACUGGCUGCAGGCCGUCAACUUGUUGAAAAUAGCUCACAAAUACAGCGUCCAAACUCUCAUCAGUUUGAGUGAAGCCUACUUGAUAACAACUGUUGUCUUCUCCAACGCUUGCUCAUUAUACGAACUCGCACGUACGUAUUCCUUGAAGCUACUGAAGAAGCACACCCAGUUGUUCAUAAUGGAUUCCGGAUUUAUAGUUUCGGCCACUGAAGGAUUCUUCAAUCUGAGGCCCCGCAGUUUAGAGACUUUUCUCAGCAGUUCACUCUUCAACAUGGAAAAUGAAGGAACCGUUCUGACUUGUCUCAGAGAAUGGGCAGUUUGCGAAUGUUCGCGCAGAUGCAUGGCGUUGUCGAGAUCUAAUGUCCUGUCUGCUAUGGAGCCUUAUUUUAAAUACAUUCGAUGGACGCUCAUUCCAGAGUCGCACCGGACAUUCGUUCCUCAAAUCUUAGCUGAAAAAUAUAAAGACGAUGACCUACCUCCCCGGCGAGCAUUUCGUGUGCCCAAUUCUCUCCAAUUCCAUAUCAACUACGUCAAAUUUGUGGUAGAAUUGGGGGCAUUUUAUGAACAGAUCGGAUCGCAUGACCAGAAUAUCUGCAUCUCAAAGUUCACAAUUGACAAUCACGUCUUUAUGGCAGGUUUUCGGAUAGUUGGGCUGUUUAAGGCAAAAACAACAUUUCUCUCGUUUCCAUGCUUCUUAACACUUUCAAGAGAAGAAAAUAAAACACUUAUCCAAUUCAAUCUUAAUUCCUUGGCUUGGACCAAAGGCGCAAAUGCAGGUAACGAGAUCUGGCAUGAGAUGAUUGCUUACCUGCCUUACCCGAUUCGAUUAGACCCUUUCAGCACUUAUACCCUGACAUUGAGAAUAAGGCGUAGCAAAGAAAUAGAAUUCGCCAAGUGGCCGAGGACAAGACUGGAUUCAGAGAUUGUCGUAUCCGACCUGGGGAGUAUCAUUUUCAAAUCAUUUGGUUGCUGCUUCGGUUUGACUCAGCUGUUCAUUUUGCCAGCUUCUCCGUACAGAAACAUUUGCAACACAGAAUUAGACUGAUCCUAUUGGCUGAUGGUCCUGUUGAAGACAACUGAGCUGGACUCUGAUUGGCUCAUGCUGCAGCUGGAAAACUGGAACGAUGCUGGCACAUCGUUCUGGACAACCAAAUGGAUGAAUAUUUGGUUAAUUUAUCUUAUUAUCAUAUUACAUAAUAAGAAGAGAUAUUGAGCAUGCCGUUUUAUAUAACCUUGUUAAAUCUUGUUGGAUUUUAUGCGAUCAUGUUAAUGUUGAAUGUUUUAGUCGCAAGAGAGGCUUUGGAAAAAGAAUCGAAUUGAUCGAUUGAUCUAUCAAAGGGAUUAAUCAUUCUUCAGUUCAUGUUUAGGAAUGCUUGAUUCAACGGUUGUAUUUCCUAAGAGCUCGAUUUAAUUAGUUUAUGUAAGAUGGUUGAGAGCACAAUGAUUCAGAUGAAUCUCAUUCCUCAAUAGUGAUGGAUUUGAUAAUUGAUCUAAAUAAAAUUUGGCAUAAAUUCGAAAUAUUUGCAUCAUAAACAUCAAAAUUAUCUUUUUAUUGAAUUAUUGGAUCAAUAUCUAAUCGGCAUACUAAAGGAAAUUUUGAAACAUUUUGAAUCGCUUUUGUAUUAGAAUGGACUUGAUUUACAAAUCGGUUAAGAAUGUUAAAUUAAUUUCUUUGAAUCAUAUUCCUUAAACAUGAAGCUGUAGUUACAUUUGAUGAUUUUUCAUGCAUUUCUCUUGCUAGUUUUAAUAUGCUUAAGAAUUUUUACAUCUCGUGGUUUAGCGCAUGUAAUUUUGUGUAUUGAAUUAUUUUUAUUUUUUCAUAUGAAAAAUUUUGUAAUGAAAACAAAACCUUCGUAUGAAUUAUAUUUUGCCAUUUUUAUGCAUGUAGAUUGAAGAAUUUUAUGAAUUUCAAGAAAACGGAUAUUGAAUCGUUGAAUAUUGUCUUGAAA